Messenger RNA from Hevea brasiliensis (rubber tree), 2555 nucleotides. RefSeq lists its product as uncharacterized. Gene Ontology annotation, cellular component: NatC complex. Gene Ontology annotation, biological process: N-terminal peptidyl-methionine acetylation. Lineage: Eukaryota; Viridiplantae; Streptophyta; Magnoliopsida; Malpighiales; Euphorbiaceae. The record is from RefSeq and is a predicted model, not a curated record. The coding region runs from base 166 to 2355 and encodes 729 amino acids. The transcript is spliced from 16 exons.
AUGAGGACCCGACCCAAGUAAAAUGCCCUAAGCCCUAUUUCACGCGGAGGGUCACUCGCUUCCUCCGGUCUCAGUAUCGAAGCAAAGAAUCUACCACCUGUGCUCUCUCUCUCUCUCUCUCUCUCUCUCUCUCUCUCUCUCUCUGAGUCUUCCAAGGGGUUAACGAUGGAUUGGGAAAGCACGGAGAAAGCGUCCAUGGACCGACACGCACCACAGCCCACCUCCUCCAUUCCAGCAACUGAAAACACUGUCUGGGCAGAUGCUUCACCCCUCCUCGAAGCCGCUUGUAGAGAACUUCGAGAUGGAGAGCUCGUUCAUGGAGAGAAUUUUAAUCUUUUUGCGGCCAUGUCUGCUUUAGAGAUAAUGGACCCAAAGAUGGAUUCAGGUAUCAUCAGUAGAUACUGCUCUGUUGAUGAAGCAAUUGAAGACGGUGCUGCUCCAAUUCCUAUUAGCUUUGAUAAAACCGUUGAUGUUCAAUGCAUCAUUGAUAUCGUGGACUAUCUACUGGCAUGUGAGGCAACAUGGCACAAGGGUCACUCUUUGGCACAAACUGUCUUUUCUUGCAUCUAUCUUUUGAGGCCUGAUAGGACAGCAUCACAUGCCUUAUUGGAUUCUUAUUGCAAAGUCAUUCGUGCAACAUGCAAAGCAGUUGUUUCAGUUGUAUCAGAUGCACGCACACAUGAAGAAGAGGAUCUUUUUACAAUGGCAUAUGGUCUUCCUCUUAAUGAGCAUGGAGAUGAUAAGUGCUUAUCCUUGUUAAAUGCCGUCGAAGAAAAUAUUUCUCGCCAACUGCGUGCUUGUAAAGCCCCGUCAUCCAAAAGAAAAGUAUUAGAGGAUAUAGAGCCAUUACAAGCUAAUAUUGAUCUGGAGGAAGGCUAUUGCAAAGCGUUGUUGUGCCGCAUACGCUUUCGUAAGCAUUUUCUUCAUGUUCUCACUUGUAUGAAGCGACCACAAGGUAGAGGUAUGGAGUUGGCCAGAAAACAUAUAGCUGCCUGCAUAUCAGAGCUAGAAUCAAUUUAUAAAUCAGCAGAAUUCCUUGCGUCAAAUGCUUGUGGAACUUGUGAAGAUGGUAUGGAAGAUAGAACAACCGCCUCUGGUCAUCAACCAAUUGGGUUUGACUCUAGUUUAAAUAGUAGAAUUUCUGCCCCCACUCCACCACGCUCAAUUAAACUUCUUAGUUGGAAAAAGGCAACUGAGUACUUCGAAAAACUUCUUCAUGAUCUAGAUUUUAUAUGUUCCUACUCGUUGGAUCCAUCUCUGGAAGUUCUUUUGCGCUUUCUGGUUCAGUUUCAAAAGUCUCAACCUGAUUUGGUUGCGAGAGCACAUCUCCAGCUUCUGCUGGUUCAAGAUGGGAAACUUUAUGGGCGGGAUCCUAUCUUUGCUGUCAUUACUAGGGCAGCAGGCUUGCCUGAGGUUGCAAAGAACCAUGAUAUUCAGAAGAAUGAAUAUAUUAUACAACUAGGACAGCUAGUGAUCAAUAUGCUCAAAAUUCUUUGUACAAAUGCUGCAUGGCAAAGGCGUAAACUUGGAAAAAUUUUACAGGAUUGGCGUGUUAUCUAUGUACAGCUAGAACUUGCUUUUACUAAGGAGUACAGAGAAGUCUCAAACACUUCAGAUGAUGAGAGCAUAUCUGUGAGAAUAUUUAAACAGAUCCUUGUUUGGGUGGAGGAGCAAACUUACUGGAUUGCUCACCGAUUUCUCAUGCUGGGUUUUGAAUUAGAUCUCUAUGCACCCGGUGAAUAUUGCAUGGUAUAUUGGUAUUUUUAUGUUAUCUUAAUCAAGCUUGCGGAGAAAACACAUCUUAAGAUGUCAGCAACUGAUGGCACUGCUAAAAGAAAGGGAAAGAAGAGAAAGGAUUCUCCAAAGGAUCUGGCAAGAGAAAGUCGGAUUCCACAUGCAGUCUUGUUUCUUCAGUGCCAGAUAUGUCUUGCUGAAGGGCUCACACUGCUGCUUGCUGCUUUGAGGAAUGAGCUGAAGAUUUUACACAGUCCAAGCCCAUUCAAUUCUGAGCAUGAGAGAUUCAUACAACAUUUCGAGCUUCUACAGAAAGCUUGCAUUCCUGACCAUGUUUCAUAUCCAUCAUUUAAGGAAUCUACAGCCUAUGCUCGUUUCUCUACCAUAGUCAUGUAUAAUUAUUUCAAGGAUGCUCAGAAGAUUGCUAAGGAAAUCAAAAGUAGUUUUUCCAAUGACCCAGACAGAUUAGCUGAACUCCGCAGAUUGGAGCUGGUUGCAGAACACAAUAGUGUUGCCCUAAAUGUCAUUUGUAAGGUGGGAGCCCUUGACCCAUCACUGAAGGUUUCUCUUGAGUUCAUCCACCAUCCGUGCUUCGCCACUGCUGUCGUUAAGAGAUCUUGAAAGUUUCUUCCCAAAAAAAAAAAAAAAAAAACCCCAAUUUUGAAACCCGUAACAGGUUGGCAUUCUAGUCAGGCAGUAUAGCAACUGUAACAUUUGUAAUUGUUUUAGAUCAAUUUUCUCAAAUUAUUGUUUAUAUGAAUUCCAUAAUCUGAAACAUGAAAAAGAAAAAUAAUAAAAAGCAUUGUUUAUUUGUUGGUUUA